This is a messenger RNA of Pelmatolapia mariae (spotted tilapia), 3148 nucleotides long. RefSeq names its product SCY1-like, kinase-like 3 (gene scyl3). Gene Ontology annotation, biological process: protein phosphorylation. Lineage: Eukaryota; Metazoa; Chordata; Actinopteri; Cichliformes; Cichlidae. The record is from RefSeq and is a predicted model, not a curated record. Bases 299 to 2632 code for a protein of 777 amino acids. Gene Ontology annotation, molecular function: ATP binding; protein kinase activity. The transcript is spliced from 14 exons.
UUACCGGAAAGGUCCUUGUUUACUGCACAGCUCUUGCUCCACGUUAGCAUCGGUGAUUUGACAAGCAGGAAACGGGAUUUUUUUUUUUUUUUUACUUUUAAAGCAGUUCGCAAAACUCAUUGAAUUAAUCUGUGGGUACACAUCGACUGGCAUGAUUGUUUGGAGGCGGAAAAGCUACCGACAAGGGCAGCAAUGACAAGCUUGCUAACGUAGCGCUAAGGCACUCGCACUGCCACGUAUCACGCCUGGCUUGCUUAGUUUAUGACCUGAGUGGCUGCUCAUAAGAACGACCGCGGUCAUGGGUGCGGAGAGCAGCGCGGUGCGGAGCUGCACCCUGGAGGAGCCGCUCCUGACUCUGCCCACCGGACCCACCAUGUACUCGGCGGUGCUCCAGGAUGGGAAGCCCGCUUCUGUGUUUGUUCACAAACGUGGCAAUGAAGACAAAGUCAACAAAGCUGCCACGCACCUGAAGACACUGCGACACCCAUGUCUACUGCGCUUCCUGUCCUGCUCAGUGCAGAAUGGUGGCAUCCACCUGGUGACAGAGCCUGUGCAGCCCCUGCAGCUACUGCUAGACAGUCUCUCCCCAGAGGAAAUUUGUGCAGGCAUCUAUGACCUCCUGCAGGCACUCGUUUUUCUGCAUGAGAGGGGUAAGUCGAGCCACAACAACGUCUGUAUUUCAUCUGUAUUUGUCAGUGAUGAUGGUCAUUGGAAACUGGGAGGGAUGGAGACUGUCUGCAAGUUCUCUGAAGCAACUCCUGAGUUCCUCACAAGCAUCCAGAAUGCAAGAGAGGCCAGCUAUAUUCCUCCAGAAGAGCAGGUGGAGGAUUUUAAAAUCCUUCCUGAUAAACAUGCUCACUCUCGGGACUGUUACUCUUUUGGGAUGAUGGUGGAGUCUCUUAUUCCUCUCCUUAAUGGCUAUGUGUCACAGGAGCUUGCUGCCAGCCUGACAAAAACACUGCAGGCAGGCCUGCUGAACUCUGACCCCAUGUCGCGGCCGCCACUCAGUUCCUUGCUCACCAAUGACUUUUUCAGGAAUGACUUUCUGGAAGUGAUGAAUUUUCUGAAAAGUCUCACCCUAAAGACAGAAGAAGAAAAGAAUGAAUUCUUUAAGUUUCUUCUGGACCGAGUCCAGAGCCUCCCUGAAGAGUUGAUAGCUACACGCCUUGCUCCCAAACUCCUUAACUCUCUCGUUUUUGCAGAACCCAUGGCUGUAAAAAGCUUCCUGCCUCAUCUUUUAAGGCCAAAGAAAGAUAACAGUGGUGGUGGUAGCAGUGAAGAUUGCCUGCUGUCUAUGUCCUUUUACCGUAAGCAUGUGAUUCCUCAGCUUCUCAAACUCUACAAUGUCAAUGAGGAACAUGUCCGAAUCGUGCUGCUGGCCCACAUCCACCUUUACGCUGAGUUUUUCUCCCACGAUGAACUCAAAAACCAGAUCCUACCUCAGGUUUUGUUAGGAAUGAGAGACACCAAUGAUUCUCUGGUUGCCAUGACGCUGCAGAGUCUGGCGGUGUUGGUGCCCUUGCUCGGGGCUCAGGUGGUUGUUGGUGGAGAGAGAACCAAGGUCUUUAAACGCACCACACCUAACUUUACCAAGUCUACAGAAGUGACCCCUGAAACCUCACCUGUCCAUAUAGUUGGAAGUUUCCACCCUCAGAUGGCCCAACCCUCCAAAGUGCUGAAUUUAUUCCCUAGACCAUCAGGGACUGAAGACUUAGUCCUUGAUCACACGGGUAGCAAGACACCAAGGGUUAUCAAGCCAGUAUCGGAUGUUAGUAGAAAGAUGUCUCUGCCUUUGAAUGGCUUUCAUCAGGACAGUGAGAUGGACCAACUUCCUUCUAGCCCAGAGCAGACUGACAGACUAGAAGGCACUGUGGAAGACUGGCCUGACUGGAGUGACCCUGAUAGUGAGAAUAGAGAUGGGCAUUCGGUCCAGAUCCACAUUCAGGCCUCAAAGGGCGUAGAUCCAGUUAGCAGCCUGCCAAUCACUCAUCAGAACACAGAUGAGGAGCCGUGGGAUGACUUUGAGGACACUGAACCUACCUCAGAUCUCUCCCCCACAGCUCCUUUAUCAGACUCAGUCAUCCCUGCACCACCCAAAGGGGGUGCUGCUUCCCCAUCUUCAAAACAUGGUCCUGAACCACUGAGACUGGGUUCCUCUAAACCCCUUAAGUUGAGCUCAACACUGCGGCAGUCAACAGAGACAGAGGCCACUUCCUCAUGGGACAAUAGCUGGGCUCAAGAGAAAAGGGACUCUCAGAAAUCACAUAACCCCUUAAACCCCCAGUCCAAACCUACAGUGCCACAAAAAAGUAGUUCAGUAGGAGGUCUGGGGGAGGAGUUUACUAUAAGGGUGAAGAGAAAGGUAGAGCAAGACCCAGAGCUGGAUUUGUUUGCAGACAUGGUGCCGGACAUCAAGUUGUCAUCUCCAGCAGUGCUGUCACUACAAGAGACCGGCGAGCGUGAAGCAGAACUGUUCACAGCAUCUUCGGAUAACACUAAACCUCUGCAGGUCGAUUCAUCCAUCGAUACUUUAACAUUCACUGCCAAGUUUGCAGCAGUUGACCUGACUGAGACUGCACCAGAUGGCUGGGGAGAUGAAGAUGACCUGAACUGGGAGGAUAAUGCCUGGUGAUUACGUUUGAUCCAUUACUUCCAUGUGCAGUAAAAGACUUGACCACUGGAAAACUGAAACCCAUGCACCACAUCUGGAGUGCCACUUCACCAACAGACCAGUAAACUGGAAGUAGUUUCUCAUUUAACAUGAUGCAGUAGGGAUGGUAAUGACAGGGAUGGCCUAAGGCUUUUUAAUAUUAUGUUGAUUUUAUCAUUAUGUUAAUUAUGAGAACUUGCUUUUAAACUGGAACGAUCAGCUCUUCAUCAGAUGGUGCUAGACUUGGACAAAAUAAGCCAUUUAUAAUUGUUUGCCAACUGGUAUCAGAGGUGAAUGUAAUCCUGUUUCAUCUGCUCUCCUUUUUUAUUUUUUUUAUGGGUUAAUUUCACUAGUGGCAUAAAGAAACGUUUCGGAGACACUGGGUCUUCCCAAAAAGAGUCAGUUUGAUUAACUGAAGGCUUGCACUUUGAAUGAAUGUGAAAUCAGAAUUGCAUAAUUUAUUAGUAGCUUUUGGGUUGAUGGUGAAAUAAAGUAAAA